Plasmopara halstedii is the source of this 3195-nucleotide messenger RNA. Its product is annotated as meckelin isoform x1. NCBI's taxonomy places the organism in Eukaryota, Oomycota, Peronosporomycetes, Peronosporales, Peronosporaceae. Gene Ontology annotation, cellular component: ciliary transition zone; MKS complex. Gene Ontology annotation, biological process: cilium assembly. The record is from RefSeq and is a predicted model, not a curated record. The transcript has 7 exons. Bases 1 to 3195 code for a protein of 1064 amino acids.
AUGAAGAUUUUGCUAGCAGUUUUAGUGCCGUACUCGCAAGUAGAGGCUCAAGUAAAAUUUCCUACGCAAUUUUUUGUCUCCAGUCGCGACAAUAAUUCCGAAGCUUUGUGGAAUGGCGUAUGCAAUGCCUCGACUGAGUUUUACGAUCAAUCAGCGCUCAAGUGCAGUCGGUGUGUCAUUGCAAACGGAGCAUUGCCAAUUUCUAAUGCUUGGCUGAUUCCGGAUUACAAAAAUGCACAAAUCUGCACUUGCAAUCAGGACGCAAUUCAAACAAAUCGCAAGGAUUCCACGUGUGAAAUAAUCUGGCCUAUGCCAUGCAGCCUAGAAGUGUGUACUUCAUGUCCUACUGACCAAGUCCCGUCGCGGGAUUCCUCCCGAUGUAUGGCAUGCGGUGAUUCGACACUUGGUCAACAAAAAUUGACUCGUGAGUGUAAAUGUGCUGCUAAUUCUAUUGUGCGAGAGAAAAAUGAGAGUGGCAGCUUUCUCGGCGUUAAAGAGUGUGUUGCUUGCACGGGCAAUACAGUCGCUGAUAAAUUAACUAACACCUGCAUAGCAUGCCCUGAUCCAUUGAUGGUUGUGGGUGGUGAUGACCACGUUUGUGCAUGUCCAGACAACUAUCAACUCGUUACGAGUAGCUUCAUGAAUGUCAAAAAAUGCGUUGGCAAUUCGCACAUCAGCUUGCUGAGCUCUAAGGUCGCCAUGACAAACGCCAAUAAGAUGAUCUACUCUUCCUUUAUAGAAGAGGAAGCUGGAAACUCAGUUUCCGUCGCAAGCGCUUUUCUUGAAGAUAUGUUUUUAUGUGCCACCACUGGAUGUUACUAUUAUCAAAGCGAGAAGGACAUUAUUUCGUGCCAAGCUUUGGGAAAUCUCUGUGUUCUACAGCAUUUUGACCCGAAUGCACCGUCUUGUUCGGCAUUUGACCUAAUUCGGCUAAGUGGCCGAUCGCCUUCAGACAACAACAUCAAAGGGUGGUAUGCAACAUUGCCAUUUCUACAUUUCUCGUCAGAAGCAUUCAGCGCGAUUCAGAGUUCUGUUGCGAUGAAGAUGACCUUUGAUGCAGAAUCGAACAAAGGCAGCUUUGAACACCUUGACUUUAUUUUGGCCAGCUACAAUCAUAGCGGUACACUGAUUGGCUUCAAGGCGCUCGUAAAUGAGCUUACGUAUUGUCAAGUGGACAGCAGCACAAAUGUGGCUAUCUCACCUUCGUGGAUGCGAUUCGGUGUGAGUGCUCAGUUCGAAUAUUCGUGUAACCUUAAGUCUUUACAGACCGCAUCAGUCACCUUUUAUGAGCUUUUCUUAGUCGAUUUAACAAAAGGUCAUCUCGAAAACGGCAGAUACAUCCCGAUUCCCGUUAAAAAUUUGAACUAUCGAGACGCAAGUGGAAUGCUUGUCAAUCAGGAUAGCGACGCCGCAAAUGAUUUUCUAAGUCACCGCUUCUUUCUGUUUGACUUGGUAUCUGGAAUUGCUUUAAAUGAAGAUUCCCCUGACGUGAUUCGAUACGUCAAAGACAUAACGUUAACUAUUAGAUCAGCGUCUGAUCCUCACUUUAUAGAGGUUCCACAACUUUCGAUUGCAUAUGUCGACACUGUUAGCCUCGAAACUGUUCCUGUCUCUUUUCGCGUCGUCUACACUUCGAGCACAGAUGAGCUGUGGGCUUUUGCAAAAGUAAUUUUUACUGUUGGGUGCGUUUUUGCAGGACUCCGAAUGAUUGUUCAGACAUUUAAGUGGUACCGCCGUAGCAUUGGUAACGAAGUCGUGGAGAAUGCAAUGUAUCAGAUUCUAUUAGGUGUGCUCAACUAUGCUAUAGCCAAUGUUGCCCCAGUGUCAUUCGCAAUCAUGAUUGUGCUUUGCGGCUAUAUCUUCACAGUUUUUAGACUCCAGUCCAGCACUAUUCUCAUGCUUCCAAACAAUGAUUUUACGUUUGGUAAGGGAAUUGAUGAGUACUACUCAUUUCGAAUCCUACUUCUGCUUGCUUUCUUCUGUCAACUAGUUUCUGUGUUUCGUUAUGUAUAUCGUCAAGCUCAGGUCCGACUUUUUUUUAUUGAUUGGGAGAAACCUCGCACUUCCGUCAUGGAUAUUGAUACCGCGAAACCAAUUUAUGCACCAAUUAGCGUAUGGCGCAUGAUUUUGGUCGCUAAUGAGUGGAACAAGAUGCAGACUAUUCGGAAAACGUCAUUGCGCUUCACGCUUUUGUGUAUACUUUUUCUACUUUAUGGAUGCAAUUUAAAAAUUCUUGCACUCCCAAUCCCAAAACGACAUAUGCAACAUGCUGCCUUUGUAGAUGCAGCCGAGGAACACUUGAAUCCAUACUUGCGAUUCGCAAAUGUCACAAUUUGGUGGCUGCUUAUCUCCAUGUGCCAACGAUUGUGGAAAUGGAUGAUAUUUGAGCGAUAUAUCGAAGAACCACGAGAGCAGCUCUUCAUCGACCUGUGCACGAUCUCAAAAAUAAGUCUUAUAUUUCUUGACGAAACGUACCAUGGCUUUUACCUCCAUUGUCGGUCACCACAUGCAUUCGCUGAUGGAAGCAUGGGGGAGCUCGUGGAUCAACUCAAACAGGAAGAAGCUGGACUUACAGCUGGUCGGUAUCUCGAUUCAGCAUUUCCCGAGUGCCAAGCUUUUGAAAUGUUUGUCACGCGAAAAUGGACACGCAAGUUUCAUACUUUGAUCUCGUUAGUGCGUGGCGAUAAUUUCUUAGCUGGACAUGGUGGUAGCGGCGAACGGUUAAUUCAGAGGUCUUUUUCUCCAAAAAGACCCGACUCUCGAAGUACAGCUUUGGGGCGCAAAAUUGAUACGGUGACAACAGACAUGGUGCGAAAUGUAGAGCAGCUUCGAAAUUUUCUACAAUCUUUUGUUGAAAACCAGAAUGAUCGGUUUCGCUGGAGAAUUUACCGUGCUCACACAUGCCUCACACGAUUUCUUGACAUCCCACCUGAUAUGUCGUUUUCUAAACAGUCUUUUUUCUUGCCAGACAUGGAUUCUAAAUUCGCUACAGCUUCGCUCCUUUUGGGAAUUGAAAAUGAUCUCAUGCUGAUGGAUCUGCUGUGCUUCUGCCAAUGUGAUUUAUGGUUCGAUAACCACGCGAUCUCUGCGUUAGUGACCUAUGCACUUCAACAUAUUCUGCUUUUCAUGCGGGCGCAUUUUAGCAGGCGCAACAUCGCAAAGAGCUCACUAGUAGACUCACGCUUUUUAAUAUAG